AAUCAUUUCCCACAGCAAGUUCACCAACUCACCCAUGUCCAAUGUUCAAACAACUCAGUCAUUGAUAGUCAACUUCAACUCUCCAAUUUCACCACUCAACCCAAACUCUCUUCUUCCUAUUCCUGCAUACAUCUCCUUCUCACUUAAUCAAUGCCUUUCGAUUUGUUCUUCUGGCUUCUCAUUUGUUUCCCUCUCAAUGUUGCCCUUUUAGCCUCAGCCUUCUACCAGGUUUUGAUGUUAUCUGACUUAGAAGCUGAUUAUAUAAACCCUUAUGAUGCUUCGUCUCGGAUCAAUUACUACGUGCUUCCUGAGUUUAUUGCUCAAGGGUUGUUUUGCGCUCUUUUUCUCUUCACGGGUCACUGGUUCAUGUUUCUUCUCAUGCUUCCACUUGCUUCCUAUCAUGGGAUGCUGUACGUUAGGCGGCAGCAUCUCCUUGAUGUUACUGAAGUGUUUAGGGUACUCAAUGCUGAGAAGAAAUUUCGGAUAGCCAAAAUUGCUUUUUACCUAACAAUGGUUAUUAUAACUAUCUUCAGGCUUGUAUUACUCGCCGUCUUCUAUUUAGAUAUGGAUGAUGAAUGACACUGAGAAACUUUGAAUACCUGCUACUUGUGCAGUAUGACAACCUAUGUUGUAAAGAGCUAAUCUUUCAUUUCUAGCACAACUAUAAAAGCUUACCGGUUCCAAGUUAAAUCGCGUGAAAUAGGAUUCAUCUUCAAGGAGAGUUGUAGAAUUUGUGAGGAUUUUUACGUGUCGUGAAAUAGGAUUCAUCUUCAUGAUCAAGUAGUUCCUGAAGAAACUUGUUGGGCUUGAGAUAGUACAUGUUUAUUUGGAUUUUACUUUUGGUCCUUGAUGUUUGUUUGGACUUCAGGAGUUGAACACGUUGUAUUAAAGAAAAGAAACACGUCUUGUAAUAGGAAUGAAAACCUUAUACCUUUUAAUGCAACAUGGGGUGUAUCAUUUUAAGUAGCAUUUUUUAUUUACAACCCUAUCACUGUAUCAUUUGGUGUUCAUUUAAAUCUUAUUCCUAUUUCCCAUAGGUUUAAUAUGAUUAAUUUUUUUUUU
Messenger RNA from Vicia villosa (hairy vetch), 1062 nucleotides. RefSeq names its product protein cornichon homolog 1-like. The record is from RefSeq and is a predicted model, not a curated record. Gene Ontology annotation, biological process: vesicle-mediated transport. Bases 151 to 579 code for a protein of 142 amino acids. The transcript has 5 exons. NCBI's taxonomy places the organism in Eukaryota, Viridiplantae, Streptophyta, Magnoliopsida, Fabales, Fabaceae.